Molecule: messenger RNA, 4494 nt
Organism: Closterium sp. NIES-65
Lineage: Eukaryota; Viridiplantae; Streptophyta; Zygnematophyceae; Desmidiales; Closteriaceae
Source: the annotation of a GenBank genome assembly
AUGGACGUGGACGUGGACGUGGACAUGGACGUGGUCAUGGACGUGGACGUGGACGUGGACGUGGACAUGGACGUGGACGUGGACGUGGACGUGGACGUGGACGUGGACGUGGACAUGGACGUGGACGUGGACAUGGACGUGCACAUCGACGUAUACGUGGACGUGGACGUGGACUUGGACGUGGACAUGGACGUGGACUUGGACGUGGACGUGGACGUGGACGUGGACCUGGACGUGGACGUGGACGUGGACGUGGACUUGGACGUGGACUUGGACGUGGACUUGGACGUGGACGUGGACGUGGACGUAGACGUGGACGUGAACGUGGACGUGGACGUGGACGUGGAGAUGGACGUGGACGUGGACGUGGACGUGGACGUGGACAUGGACGUGGACGUGGACGUGGACGUGGACGUGGACGUGGACGAGGACCUGGACGUGGACGUGGACAUGGACGUGGAGGUGGACAUGGACAUGGACGUGGACGUCGAGGUGGACAUGGACGUGGACGUGGAGGUGGACAUGGACGUGGACGUGGACGUGGACAUGGACGUGGACGUGGACGUGGACGUGGACAUGGACGUGGACAUGGACGUGGACGUGGAUGUGGACGUGGACAUGGACGUUGACGUGGACGUAAACGUGGACAUGGACGUGGACGUGGACAUGGACGUGGACAUGGACGUGGACAUGGACAUGGACGUGGACGUGGACAUGGACGUGGACGUGGACGUGGACAUGGACAUGGACGUGGACGUGGACGUGGACAUAGACGUGGACAUGGACGUGGACGUGGACAUGGACGUGGACAUGGACGUGGACGUGGACGUGGACGUGGACAUGGACGUGGACAUGGACGUGGACGUGGAUGUGGACGGGGACAUGGACGUGGACGUGGACGUAAACGUGGACAUGGACGUGGACGUGGACAUGGACGUGGACAUGGACGUGGACAUGGACAUGGACGUGGACGUGGACGUGGACAUGGACGUGGACGUGGACGUGGACAUGGACAUGGACGUGGACGUGGACGUGGACAUAGACGUGGACGUGGACGUGGACAUGGACGUGGACGUGGACGUGGACGUGGACGUGCACGUGGACGUGGACGUGGACCUGGAAGUGGACGUGGACGUGGACGUGGACAUGGACGUGGACAUAGACGUGGACGUGGACGUGGACGUGGACAUGGACGUGGACGUGGACGUGGACUUGGACGUGGACGUGGACGUGGACGUGGACAUGGACGUGGACGUGGACGUGGACGUGGACCUGGACGUGGACAUGGACGUGGACGUGGACGUGGACGUGGACUUGGACGUGGACUUGGACGUGGACAUGGACGUGGACGUGGACGUGGACGUGGACGUGGACGUGGACCUGGACGUGGACGUGGACGUGGACAUGGACGUGGACGUGGACGUGGACGUGGACGUGGACAUGGACGUGGACGUGGACGUGGAGGUGGACGUGGACGUGGACAUGGACGUGGACAUGGACGUGGACGUGGACGUGGACGUGGACGUGGACGUGGACAUGGACGUGGACGUGGACUUGGACGUGGACGUGGACGUGGACAUGGACGUGGACGUGGACGUGGACGUGGACAUGGACGUGGACAUAGACGUGGAGGUGGACGUGGAUGUGGACAUGGACGUGGACGUGGAUGUGGACGUGGACAUGGACGUGGACCUGGACGUGGACGUGGACGUGGACGUGGACGUGGACAUGGACGUGGACAUGGCCAUGGACGUAGAUGUGGACGUGGAGGUGGAGGUGGAGGUGGACGUGGACGUGGACAUGGACGUGGACGUGGACGUGGACGUGGACGUGGACAUGGACGUGGACGUGGACGUGGACGUGGACGUGGAGGUGGAGGUGGACGUGGACGUGGACAUGGACGUGGACGUGGAGGUGGACAUGGAUGUGGACAUGGACGUGGACAUGGACGUGGACGUGGACGUGGAUGUGGACGUGGACGUGGACGUGGACAUGGACAUGGACGUGUACGUGGACAUGGACGUGGACAUGGAUGUGGAUGUGGACGUGGACAUGGACGUGGACGUGGACAUGGACGUGGACAUGGACGUGGAUGUGGAUGUGGACAUGGAUGUGGACGUGGACAUGGACAUGGACGUGGACGUGGACAUGGACGUGGACAUGGAUGUGGACAUGGACGUGGACAUGGACGUGGACGUGGAGGUGGACAUGGACGUGGACAUGGACGUGGACAUGGACGUGGACGUGGACGUGGAUGUGGACGUGGACGUGGACGUGGACAUGGACGUGUACGUGGACGUGGACAUGGACGUGUACGUGGACGUGGACAUGGACAUGGACGUGGAGUGGACGUGGACGGACGUGGACUUGGACGUGGACUUGGACGUGGACGUGGACGUGGACGUGGACGUGGACAUGGACGUGGACGUGGACGUGGACGUGGACUUGGACGUAGACUUGGACGUGGACUUGGACGUGGACGUGGACGUGGACGUGGACGUGGACAUGAACGUGGACGUGGACGUGGACGUGGAGAUGGACGUGGACGUGGACGUGGACGUGGACAUGGACGUGGACGUGGACGUGAACGUGGACGAGGACCUGGACGUGGACGUGGACAUGGACGUGGAGGUGGACAUGGACAUGGACGUGGACGUGGAGGUGGAGAUGGACGUGGACGUGGAGGUGGACAUGGACGUGGACGUGGAGGUGGACAUGGACGUGGACGUGGACAUGGACGUGGACGUGGACGUGGACGUGGACAUGGACGUGGUCAUGGACGUGGACGUGGACGUGGACAUGGACGUGGACAUGGACGUGGACGUGGACGUGGACGUGGACAUGGACGUGGACAUGGACGUGGACGUGGACGUGGACGUGGACGUGGACGUGGACGUGGACGUGGACGUGGACAUGGACGUGGACGAGGACGUGGACGUGCACGUGGACGUGGACGUGGACCUGGAAGUGGACGUGGACGUGGACAUGGACGUGGACAUGGACGUGGACGUGCACGUGGACAUGGACAUGGACAUGGACGUGGACAUGGACGUGGACGUGGACGUGGACGUGGACAUGGACGUGGACGUGGACGUGGACGUGCACGUGGACGUGGACGUGGACCUGGAAGUGGACGUGGACGUGGACGUAGACGUGGACGUGGACGUGGACGUGGACGUAGACGUGGACGUGGACUUGGACGUUGACGUGGACGUGGACGUGGACGUGGACGUGGACGUGGACGUGGACGUGGACGUGGACGUGGACGUGGACGUGGACGUGGACGUGGACGUGGAUAUGGACGUGGACGUGGACGUGGACGUGGACAUGGACGUGGACGUGGACGUGGACAUGGACGUGGACGUGGACGUGGACGUGGACAUGGACGUGGACGUGGACGUGGACGUGGACAUCGACGUGGACGUGGACGUGGACGUGGACGUGGACGUGGACAUGGACGUGGACGUGGACGUGGACGUGGACAUGGACUUGGACGUGGACGUGGACGUGGACGUGGACAUGGACGUGGACGUGCACGUGGACGUGGACCUGGACGUGGACGUGGACGUGGACGUGGACGUGGACAUGGACGUGGACGUGGACAUGGACGUGGACGUGGACGUGGACGUGGACAUGGACGUGGACAUGGACGUGGACAUGGACGUGGACAUGGUCAUGGACGUGGACGUGGACGUGGACGUGGACAUGGACGUGGACGUGGAUGUGGACGUGGACGUGGACAUGGACGUGGACGUGGACCAGGACGUGGACGUGGACAUGGACGUGGACGUUGACGUGAACGUGGACAUGGACGUGGACGUGGACAUGGACGUGGACGUGGACAUGGACGUGGACGUGGACGUGGACAUGGACGUGGACGUGGAGGUGGACAUGGACGUGGACGUGGACGUGGACGUGGACGUGAACGUGGACGUGGAGGUGGACGUGGAGGUGGACGUGGACGUGGACGUGGACGUGGAGGUGGACGUGGACGUGGACGUGGACGUGGAUGUGGACGUGGACGUGGACAUGGACGUGGACGUGGACGUGGACGUGGACAUGGACGUGGAGGUGGACGUGGACCUGGACGUGGACGUGGACGUGGACGUGGACGUGGACGUGGACAUGGACGUGGACGUGGACAUGGACGUGGACGUGGACGUGGACUUGGACGUGGACAUGGACGUGGACGUGGACAUGGACGUGGAGGUGGACGUGGACGUGGACGUGGACGUGGACGUGGACGUGGACAUGGACGUGGACGUGGACGUGGACGUGGACAUGGACGUGGAGGUGGACGUGGACAUGGACGUGGACGUGGACGUGGAGGUGGACGUGGACGUGGACGUCGACGUGGACCUGGACGUGGACGUGGACGUGGACGUUGACGUGGACGUGGACCUGGACGUGGACGUGGACGUGGACGUGGACGUGGACCUGGACGUGGACGUGGACGUGGACGUGACGUGGACGUGGACAUGGACGUGGACGUGA